AUGCAGUCAAUUCGCCCCUGGUGGGCUUCACAGUUGAGGGGAGGACUGUCCUCAAGAGCAGGAUCUUUGUUAGCACAAACCUCAGCCAGAACUAAACAUUGUCGAGUAGCACAGCACUUCCGCACACCCCAGAGAUGGAGUACCACUGCGGCCUCAUCUCAGAAGGCACUUGAACGUCGCCUGCAAGAGGUGAAGGAGUCAUCCCCUGAUCCGUAUCCUCGUCUUAGAAAAUCCAGCACUUCAAUCGAUUGUUCUGAAUUCCACUCCCGCUACAGCCAUGUAGCCAUUAAUGAAACAGUAGAAGAGGACUCAGUCUCCGUAACUGGUAGGAUUCGUACAUAUAGACUAGCCGGGGGCAAGUUGAUAUUCUUCGAUAUUGUUCAGGAUGGCCAGAAAGUCCAAAUAAUGUGCAACCUUCGUCUACUAGACGGAGUGACCACAGGGGAUUUCAAGAGAUUCUACCGUCUGCUUCGCCGGGGCGAUGCCUUUUCUGUGACAGGCAAACCGCACCGCACAGGACGAGGAGAGCUCACUGUACUAGCUACUGAGCUGCCCCAACUCCUGUCCCCUUGUCUGCACGACGUCCCUCUCGAUGCUCACGAACACGAAAACUCCCCAUAUGACCGCCAUGUUCAGUUCCUCGCCGACCCUGCGAUGGUGGACGUCAUCAAGGCUCGAUCGGCCAUAACUCAAUACCUACGCCAGUUCUUCCUCGAUCGGUCAUUCAUGGAAGUCAACACCCCUAUUCUGAAUUCAAUUGCUGGUGGAGCAGUUGCACGUCCGUUUUAUACCACUGCCACUGAGUUCUCGGACCGACAGCUUUCGCUCCGAAUUGCGCCGGAGCUAUGGUUGAAGCGCUUAGUGGUAGGCGGAUUCGAUCGCGUGUUCGAGAUCGGACCGUCUUUUCGCAAUGAAGGACUCGAUAAAACACACAACCCCGAGUUCACAACAUGCGAAUUCUACAACGCUUACUCCAACCUCGACGAAUUAAUGUCCAUCACGGAGAAGCUCCUAUCCGGGAUCGCGCAACACAUCGACGAAUUCAACAGCAAAGCUGGAACCCUAAAACCAACCGCCGUAGAUUUCACGGCCCCCUUCCGCCAACUCGACUUCAUCAGCGGCAUCGAAGCCGCAGUCGGCCGCCAGCUCCCCAACCUCACAUCCCCAGAUGCCACUGAACAAACCCUCUCCAUCUUCAACGACCUCUCCCUCGAAAUCCCCUCUAACCCAACUCUCCCACGCCUCCUUGACGAACUCAGCUCCAUCUACCUCGAAUCUCAAUGCACAAACCCAACCUUUAUAAUCAACCCGCCCGAAUGUCUCUCCCCACUCUCCAAAUCCUUCACGCACCCAUCGACAAAACAGAUCGUUGCGGCGCGCGCAGAACUCUUCAUCGAGGGCAAGGAGAUUGUAAACAUGUACGAGGAGGAGAACUCGCCCUCUGAUCAGCGGCGCAAGUUCGAGGACCAACUGCGGUACUCUAGGGACGCGAAGGAGCCUGGGGAGAUUGAUGAGGAGUAUCUGAAGGCGUUGGAAUGGGGGCUUCCGCCGACGGGUGGUUGGGGGUGUGGGAUUGAUCGGCUUGUGAUGUUGUUUACGGGAAGGAAGAGGAUUACGGAUGUGUUGCCGUUUGGAAAUUUGAGGGCUGUGACGAGACGAUAG
Messenger RNA from Aspergillus calidoustus, 1662 nucleotides. Lineage: Eukaryota; Fungi; Ascomycota; Eurotiomycetes; Eurotiales; Aspergillaceae. The record is from the annotation of a GenBank genome assembly.